This is a messenger RNA of Saccharomyces eubayanus, 1356 nucleotides long. RefSeq names its product aspartate/glutamate transporter (gene AVT6). The transcript has a single exon. NCBI's taxonomy places the organism in Eukaryota, Fungi, Ascomycota, Saccharomycetes, Saccharomycetales, Saccharomycetaceae. Gene Ontology annotation, biological process: amino acid transmembrane transport. Gene Ontology annotation, molecular function: L-glutamate transmembrane transporter activity; L-lysine transmembrane transporter activity; L-histidine transmembrane transporter activity. The record is from RefSeq and is a predicted model, not a curated record. Bases 1 to 1356 code for a protein of 451 amino acids. Gene Ontology annotation, cellular component: fungal-type vacuole membrane.
AUGGUGACUAGUAUUAGAUCUGGCGUAUUGACGCUGUUGCACACGGCGUGCGGUGCUGGAAUUUUGGCCAUGCCGUAUGCCUUCAAGCCGUUUGGGCUAGUGCCCGGAGUGGUGAUGAUUGUGAUUUGUGGGGCGUGUGCCAUGCAGAGUCUGUUCAUACAAGCCCGUGUAGCCAGGUACGUAGCGCCCGGGAAGGCUUCCUUUAGUGCGUUGACUCGGCUGAUCAACCCAAGCUUGAGCAUUGUGUUUGAUUUGGCAAUCGCGGUCAAAUGUUUUGGGGUUGGGGUUUCGUACAUGAUUGUGGUUGGGGACUUGAUGCCCCAGAUCAUGUCCACGUGGACCGGGAAUGCGUGGCUGCUGAGUAGGAACGUGCAAAUAUCGCUGAUCAUGCUUUUCUUCGUGGCUCCGCUGUCGUUUUUGAAGAAAUUGAACUCGCUGAGGUACGCCUCGAUGGUGGCCAUCUCCUCUGUUGCGUACCUGUGUGUCUUGGUGCUGGUGCACUAUGUGGCUCCCUCGAACGAGAUCUUAAAGUUGAAAGGCCGGGUCUCGUACUUCUUCCCACGUCAAUCGCACGACUUGAACAUGCUGAACACUCUACCCAUUUUCGUCUUCGCCUACACAUGCCACCACAACAUGUUCUCGAUAAUCAAUGAGCAGAAGUCGGUCCGGUUCGAGCAUGUGAUGAAGAUCCCGCUUAUUUCUAUCUCUUUGGCCCUCGCCUUGUAUAUCGCCAUCGGUUGCGCCGGCUAUCUAACGUUUGGUGACAACAUCAUCGGAAACAUCAUCAUGCUUUACCCACAAAGUGUCUCGAGUACCGUUGGCAGAAUAGCGAUCGUGCUGCUUGUGAUGCUGGCCUUCCCGCUACAGUGCCAUCCAGCGAGAGCCUCCAUCCACCAGAUUUUACAAUACUUUACAGAGGAGAAUGCUACUACAAGUACUACAUCGGUGGCUGGCCCCACUGGUCUCGCUGGCCCCAACGAAAGCUCCCCGUUGAUCCUUAACAAUAGCCUGGACAUCAACGAGGUCAUCGAAGAAGAGCCGAUUUACCAACCCAAGGACACUCCUUUGAGGGGCAAGAGCUUUAUCAUCAUAACGUGUGGUAUCCUGGUUGCGUCGUACUGCGUCGCAAUCUCAGUAUCAUCGUUGGCCCAUGUGCUAGCCAUCGUGGGUGCCACUGGUUCAACCUCUAUCUCAUUUAUUUUGCCGGGGCUAUUUGGCUACAAGCUAAUAGGAACAGAGCACAAGGCGGAUAUGCCCCUCCCAACGAGACUUUUCAAGUAUUCCGGCCUUGCCCUCUUUAUUUUGGGGCUACUAAUCAUGGUUACCUGCCUGACGGCAGCUCUUAAACUAAACUAG